AUGGAGACGGAAUCCGAGCUACUCUCUCGUCUUCAAUCUCAAUUUGGUGACAUGGAUUUGUCUCACCUAUUAGAUGACAAAAAAUCGGAUGGAGCGGAAAGCGAAGAAUCUUCCUUGGCGGAACCCACCGCGGAAGAACUGAGAGCCUGGCAAGAAGCGCAAUACCAAAAGGGUAAGCAAACCAUUGAAUCGAAAAAGAGCGAAGAAUUGCCUCCGGUCCAACGAAGAAGACGGCAAGCACAGAAAGCAAAUUCAGAAGAUGAUGAUGACUGGGAACAAAUUGCAGCACUGCCUCAGUUGUCAGAGCCGUCUGUAUUUUUUCCGCAAUCAGAUGAAUCAGGCAGUGAAAUCCUUGGUCUACAUCCUUUGUUGGCGAAGCUCUCCGCUGCUGACCCAGAAGUUCUCGGCACACGAUGGAAGCGCUUGUAUUCAUCAGAACAAGGAGACGGUCUAUCAUUUGCUAUGUUACUGUCAACGCUUAAGGGAUAUGGAGGGCCCACCCUCAUGCUUAUCUCUGCGAAGCCUUCAGCAAAGCACAUGAUGGAGAAAACGAGCAAACAAAGCACAAUAGGUUUCUUCACAACUUCCGUUUGGUCGGAAUCCAAUUCCUUUUUUGGCAACAAAGAUUGCUUCUUGUUCAAAAUUGACGAAAAGGAGAAUGAUAUCGCGAUCAUACGCCCACGCGACAAAUUAAAGAAUGGAAACUUUAUGUACUGUCAUCCAUCUUCUCUCAAUCCGAGCAAUCGCAGAAUGACAUCGUCCUCAGCUACAGAUGGCUGUGUCCAUGGAAUUGGAGUCGGAGGAAGCACAUCCCAGCCUCGCCUACACUUGACAGAGACUUUGGAAGACUGCCGGGCCAUGGAAUACUGCUCCUCAUUUGAAGCAGCCGAGUUGCUGCCCAACGGAAAAGACUCCCUCUACUUUUUUGAUGCUGAUUGCAUCGAAGUUUGGGGUGUAGGAGGGGAAGAGUGGAUUCAACAAAGCUUGCAAGCCCAACAAAAGGGACGAGACUUGACCGAGGCAACUCUAAAGAAAGUACGAAUGGUAGACAAGAAGCAGUUCAUUGAUGAUUUGCGCUUCAUGGCAAAGCCAAAUGGUUUGUACGAACAUGUGAAUCACGUUGACGAGAGAGCAGAUUUAUAG
Messenger RNA from Cylindrotheca closterium, 1143 nucleotides. Lineage: Eukaryota; Bacillariophyta; Bacillariophyceae; Bacillariales; Bacillariaceae. The record is from the annotation of a GenBank genome assembly.